CAGGUUAGGACUAGGCUCCAUUAGUCUCCCUCCAUCGUUUGUGCGCUCUCUUCCCAGUGCCAAUCACGUCACUAAUUGGGGGGUGGAGUGGGCAUCUGGUAGGCCACCUAAAUGCCGUAGAGGUAGGCGUGUAGAUAUAUAUAUAGACACCUGGGGUCCUUAUGCCGGUAUGUUAUCACUCUGCUGCUGGCACUGGUGUGAGGAAGCAGUGAUGUGGGUGCUGUCUCGAACUACAAAGUGUGUAUGGGGAAGCAGACGCUGAUUGAACCGCGGUGUACCAGUGUUUUGCGUGAUCAUUUCCAUGGACAAGCACCCGCUGGGUAUUGUGGCUGUCGUUGGGUACCUGCUAUAAACGUAGCGUUCCUUGCAUCCGGUAACGUGAGCGGCAGACUGUUUAACUGCAACCAGCAUUUGGAGUGUUGCUGUUGCUGUUCUCUACACGUAUGAUUGUGGUGGUGAUUAUUGUUUAACUAGAUUUUGGUUUGUUUUUCCUCUAGCCUGUUGAUCGUAACGAGUAUUGUAGUGAGAGUGCAGUUAUUGUACAUCACAGGCUAGAGUGGUUUCAUCAUUCCUUUGUUUUGUCCCCCCUCCCUCUCGUGUAGCCAGCCUCGGUGGUGGUGGAGCCAGGGUAGCAUACAGGGCCCUUCUGAGAAGGCAAUCUCCCUAGUUCCCCCUCUUGCACUUAAUGUAUAGCUUAGACGUGUGACAGGAAGUUGCUGUGAAGCAUGAAGUCUUAAGUCCUUAAAUUAAGUUUAUCAGAGUGACAUUUAGUUGCAGUGUGUCUAUAGACAGUGAUCACGUGUGAUUGGGACCCUAACCCUUCUAGUUGUGGUUCUCAUUGUCUUCUCUGGCUCCUGUGCCGUUAGCUUGGCGAUUCCCCACUGUAUUCCCUUGUUAUUUAUUUUACUGUUGACCAACCAAACCAACACUUUAAUACCAUGUAUUAAUAAAAAAGACUAUUUUUAUACUUUUCCAAGAACCUGUGUCUGUACGGAUUAUUGAGACAGAGUUCCCCUUGCUCUGGCCUUAGCACAGACAAACUGAGAUCAAGGGGUGGCGUAGUCAGCUGUACACUAGGGGGCGCUACAUUUUGGCGUAGUCGGCAGGACGCUUUUGUUAAUCUUUGAAGUGUUGUUGGUUGGUCACAGUGAGCAGCACCGUGGGUGUUUGUGUUGGGGUGUGUGUGUGUGUGUUUGAGUGUAGAGAACAGCAACUGGCAACAUGAGUGACCUGGAGGACAACGAUAGAGGUUCCGAGGCACAGCAGCUGCAGCAGCUACGGCAACAGGUGGCACAGCUACAAGCUGAAAACAAUAGACUGUCAGGUGCACAAGGAGUUGAGGAUGCUGGUCCCCUGCCAGUGCGAAGAGAACAGGCACUCUAUCUGCCCAGAGAGAGACGGUGCCCUAAGUUCUCUGGCUCCCGAACAGCUGGGACCCUUUCUAUUGAGGAGUGGACUGAAGAAGCACAGAGCUGCAUUAGGUCAAGGUACAUGUCCGAUCUGGAGAAGGCAAUGUUUUUGUAUGAUCACUUAGAGGGCGAAGCCCGAAGCGAGAUCAAAUAUAGACCUGUUACUGUUAGAGAAAACCCUACAGAAAUGAUUUCAGUCUUAAAAGAGGUGUAUGGAUGUUCUAAAUCAUACGUAUAUUGGCAGCAGCGCUUCUUUGAUCGGAAGCAAAAAGAAACUGAGUCUUUGUUUGAGUUUUCCCACGCAUUAAUGGACCUUAUGGCAAAGGUGAAACAGUCCAAACAGGAUUCAAUUGCUAAUGCAGACAUGGUCCUAAGAGAUCAAUUUUGUGAGAAUGUGCGGGAUCCGAUGUUAAGAAGGGAACUUAAAAGAAAGGUACGGGCUCAUGAGGGUUCUUCUCUGCUCGAUGUAAGACAGGAAGCCACUAGGUGGGUGGAGGAGGGACAGACAAGUCGCGAGAGGACUUCUAGCGCCCCGGGACGUAGAAGUGAAGCAUCUUAUACGUCUCAGUGUGACGCCACCGCUGCUCAACCCUCCGAGAUGGCAGAGUUAAAAGAAAUAGUUUUGAAACAACAAGCCCAACUAGAUAUGCUGGUCCAACAUCUAGGGCAGCCUACCAGUAAAUCUCGCGCCCCGCAGCCAUAUAGGGAGGGCCGCUUUAAGCGUGCCCUGGACGGUCAGCCUAUCUGUAUUAGAUGUGAGCAACCUGGACAUAUAGCCCGGUACUGUCAGUCUGCCCCCCCCUUCUAG
Molecule: messenger RNA, 2217 nt
Organism: Clupea harengus (Atlantic herring)
Lineage: Eukaryota; Metazoa; Chordata; Actinopteri; Clupeiformes; Clupeidae
Exons: 4
Coding region: 1222-2217 (331 amino acids)
Source: RefSeq, a predicted model, not a curated record